This is a messenger RNA of Penicillium salamii, 1614 nucleotides long. Lineage: Eukaryota; Fungi; Ascomycota; Eurotiomycetes; Eurotiales; Aspergillaceae. The record is from the annotation of a GenBank genome assembly.
AUGAGUGUCGCCAAAUCUACCCAGCCAGCACCCUACGAAUCAAUUCGGCAGCGUUCCCUCGCUGUUGCUGCACAUGUUGAAGAGCAGCAGGGAUGGCUAGAGAGAAAGCUCAAACCCAAGACAGUAUCAGCGAGAUACCCUUUCACAGGGCCACUCUUGCUGUAUGCAACAUGUGCCUUCGGAAGUUUAGGAGAUGCAUUGUUCGGUUUCAAUUCUGGAAUUAUGUCCGGCCUAUUGGUCAACGAGGUCUUCGUGGCUCGUUUCUUCAAGGACUAUGGAGGUGCAGACGGGACUACGAGUGGUGUUAACCCUUCAAUCACGGGCAUCUCGGUUGCUUGUUUACAAGUAGCAGCGGCGGUUGGAUCUCUCAUAGCCGGAAGACUUGGAGACAUGAUUGGCCGAAAGAAAUGUGUUCGUGUCGGGGCAUUCAUUUACUUCUUCACUUCCUUCAUGCAGAUGUUUGCGCCUGGCUUUGCUACUUUCGUUGCCGGUCGUACCAUCCAAGGAAUUGGUAUUGGCUUUCUUUCCAUGACGGUGCCCAUCAUUCAAACAGAGAUCGCCUCUGCAAAUCACCGGGGCCUGAUGGUUGGAAUCGAAUAUACCUUCCAGAUCGGAGGAUACAUGCUUUCGUGCUGGGUAGACUACGGGUUCAAUUUCAUGCUGCCUGAUCACUUGUCAUGGCAAGGCCCGUUCAUCAUUCAGAUUGCCCUAUCCUUCAUUCUGUUGGGCAUGUCAUUUUUCUUGCCAGAGACACCUCGUUGGCUGGCAAUCAAUGGAUUUGUGGACGAAAGUCUGCAGACAAUCGCCGAUUUGCAUUCCAACGGUGAUACUCAAGCGGAGCACGUCCAGCGAACUUUCCUCGAGAUUCACGAGGCGGUGAUUUAUGAAAGUAAUCUGGGCAAAUCCACUUGGAGGGAAAUGUUCACUCGGUAUCGAAAGCGAACCAUCGUUGGAAUCACAGUGCAAAUGUUUGCCCAAAUCAACGGCAUCAACAUCAUCUCCUUCUACCUUCCAAGUACGCUUUCAUCCGCUGGUUACGAUAAUCGGAAGUCUCUCUUAUAUACGGCUGCGAAUGCGCUGCCAUACACGGCUGCAACAAUUGGCACUUGGUGGCUCGCCGACAACUGGGGCCGCAAGCCCCUACUUAUUUCCGGAGGAAUCGGCAUGGCAGUUCUUCUGGCAAUCGUCUGUGUCUUCACACAACUCGACUUGGACAUCCAAGUCAAAGCAAAUGGACAAUAUGCCUUUGUCAUGCUUUACAACAUUCUCUAUGGAUUCACCUGGGGUCCAAUGCCAUGGCUUUUGCCUGCGGAAAUUUUCCCACUUCGAGGCCGAAGCAAAGGUAUGGCCUUAGCCACGACUAGCAACUGGGUGUUCAACUUCAUCAUUGGAAUGGUGUCCCCUGAUGCAUUUGCUGGAAUUCAUGGGUAUUUCUAUGUUGUUAUUGCUGGGUUCUGUCUUUCAUCGGCCGUUCUUGUCCAUUUAUACUUUGUCGAGACCGCACACCAUUCUCUUGAAGAGAUUGCGGUCGCAUUUGGAGAUAAGGCCUUUGCGGAUUGUGACGUGGAAGUUAUGGAAGAGGCUAACAGUGAGACGAUCGAGCAUUCGGCAUGA